Molecule: messenger RNA, 2574 nt
Organism: Closterium sp. Yama58-4
Lineage: Eukaryota; Viridiplantae; Streptophyta; Zygnematophyceae; Desmidiales; Closteriaceae
Source: the annotation of a GenBank genome assembly
AUGGGAAAGGGUCCUGGUUCCUUCUCAGACAUUGGCAAGAAGGCCAAGGAGCUCCUUUUCAAGCAUUACGCUUACGAUCACAGCAUCAACAUCUCCACAAAGACUGAUUCGGGCUUGAAGUUUCAAACCGCAUCAGUGAAGAAGGGAGACGAGGUGUCGUGCGAUGUGAAGACCGAGGUCGAGAUUGGAAACGUUGAGGCCGAGUUUAAGCUUGAUACGAAGUCCAAGCUUUAUUUCAAGGCCGUUUACGAGGAUCUUGCUCCUGGUCUGAAGCUUGCCCUAACUGGAAUCGUUCCGGAUUCGAAGGCCACCAAGGCAGAGCUGACCUACAAGCAAGAGUUGCUACACGUGAAUGCCACCGUCGGUCUUGUUACACAACCCGUUUUCGAGGGUGCUCUUGCCGUCGGAACCAAGGGUGUGGUUGUUGGUGCUGAGCUUGGCUACGACACUGCCACUAACAGCGCGACCAAGUACAACCUUGGCGUGGCUUACUCCGAAUCCGACUUCUCUGCUUCCUUGUUGAUUGCUGACAAGCUGGACACGUUGAAGGCUGCCUAUUUCCAGAAGGUGAAGAAGGACGUUGAGGUUGCUGCUGAGGCAGCGCACAAACUCUCAAAAAGCGAUACCACUUUCACAGCCGGUGCCUCCUUCGAGCUUGAUCCUCUCACAGAGGCCAAGCUCAGGUUCAACAACCGUGGCACAGUUGCUGCUCUCCUCCAGCACGAGUUCCGGCCCAAGUCCAAGGUUACCAUUGCAGGAGAGGUUGACUCCAAGGCUCUUGACAAGGAAGGUGACGCAUGUGCGAAUGCAUGCACAGGACAGAAAGGUCAGGCCAAGGGAGGCAGCGCGCAGAGGGUUUCAGGCAACCCGUACGUGGAGAGGGUGGUUCAGGUGGCCGUGGGAGCUGCCCUGGGGAAGACAGGCGGAGGAGCGGGGGUUGCAGCAACGGACAAGUGGCGGCUGAGGGAGAAGUUGGCAAGAGCAGGAGUGCGCAUCAUCAUCGCAGGAGACAACGACUUUUAUUCGCACCGACACACUCUGCAACGGAUGGGCCUGCCACUCUCUGCGUCCUCCCUCGUCCGCAUCCCCUCUUUCGCCCCCAUCGUCAGCAACCCCCCAUCAGCAUCCCCUGCCACAUUAACACCCCCAGUUGCACCAGCAACCCCAGAUGCAUCAGCAGCAACCCCAGAUGCAUCAGCAGCAACCCCAGAUGCAUCAGCAGCAACCCCAGAUGCAUCAGCAGCAACAGACACAUCAGCAACCCCAGAUGCAUCAGCAGGACAAGCCACGAGGGGCCACAUGCCAGAGGUGGCGAAGACAGGGCUGGGGUCGUCUGCCGCCAUGACUGCUGCUGUCUCCGCCGCCCUGCUGCGCUUCCUAGGCGUGUUAGGGGGUACAGGGAGUGCCGCUGCUGACGAGGAUUGUCAGGAGCGGGCGAUGGGGAGUGGUUCGGAGGAGAGCUUUCGAGAGGAGGCGGUGGGGAGAGCGGGGACGGUGGGGAGGAAGGAGGUGGUGCAUCGGGUGGCACAGGUGGCGCACUGCCUGGCGCAGGGCAAGGCGGGCAGCGGGUUUGAUGUGGCAGCUGGCGUGUUUGGGUCCAUGUGCUACCAGCGCUUCAACCCAUCCGUCAUGCAUGCUCUCAUGGGAGCAGAGGCGGCACUGACAGUGAGCAGCAUAUCAGCCACACUGCGGUCUCCUCUGUGGGAUCACACCAUCGCUCCUCUGCACCUCCCACCAGGCCUUCUCCUGGUACUGGGCGAGCCAGGCACAGGGGGCACUGCCACACCCUCCAUGCUUUCUGCUGUCAUGAAGUGGCGGCGGCAAUCACCAGGGGAAGCAGAGCCCAUAUGGGACGGCCUGAAAGAGGCCAAUGCGGCAGUUGCUGCUGCUCUCUCACACCUGUCCCUGCUCGCUCGCACCCAUCCAGAUUCCUUCUCCACCACUCUGAACCGCCUGCAGCACGUGCCUCUCACUGCAGCAUCCCCAGUGGCGCCUGUUGCUGCCGCAACCGAGGUGAACCCCGUGUGUGCCUCCUAUGAGGCAGCGGGGGAUCUCCAGGCUGAGGUUGAGGUAACUCCGGAGUCUACUCCACAGUCGCUAGCAGGCACACCGGCGCGUGAUAGCAGCGACAUCAGCCAUACAAGUAGCACCGUCGAGCCACACGCACCACAGCAACCACAGGAACGACAAGAACUGCAAAAAAACCAAGUGGAGCAGGGAGGUGACAUCUCGAAUACCAUCCUACACGCCCUCCGCACCCUGCGGUCCUCCUUCCUCUCAGUGCGCCACCUGCUCUGUGCCAUGGGCUCUGCUGCUGCCACACCCAUCGAACCCCCCCAGCAAACUGCCCUUCUGGACGCCACCAUGCAGCAACAGGGGGUGGUGAUGGCGGGUGUGCCGGUCCCAGGGGGGUUUGACAGCGUGUUUGCGGUGGUGGUGGGGGAGGAGGCCGCGAGGAGGCUGGAUGGCGUGUGGGCGGGGAUGGGGGUGAUGCAGAUGGGUGUGCGGAGUGCCGCGGAGGGGAUGAGGUGGGAGGAGGUAGAGGGGGUGAUGAGGAGACUGAGAAGGGGAUGA